AUGGAUCAGGAGGAUGGGCCCCAGAAUGAAGUCGAGGAAGGAGCGCCAGAAGAAAUAAAAGAAGAGGUAUAUACAGAAGAAGUAGCAGAAGAAGUAGAAAAAGAAGAAGAAGCAGGAGAAGCAGAAGAUGAAGCAGAUGAAGAAGCAGAAGGCGAGGAUGAUGACGAAGGAGAAAUAAAUGAAGACGAUGACAAAGCCCCAAGCAAGAUGAAAGUCAAAAAUAAUACGGAAGAAAUAUUCUUUGAUGUAAGUAACAAUUUUGAGGGGUUCGACAAUAUUUUGUUAGAUGUGAGACUAAGGAAAGCAUUGCUUUAUAUAUUUAAAUUCAAGCAUCCGACAAAAAUUCAAAAAGUUUCAAUUCCAAGUAUAUUAAAAGGUAAUGACACAAUUUUAAAUGCAAAAACAGGGUCUGGGAAAACAAUGGCCUAUUUGAUUCCAGCAAUUCAGCGAUUGAUAAAGUUCAACAUCGACGAAAAAGAACAUUUAAAAUUUUUUUAUAAAUGUAUAAUUAUAGCCCCAACAGAAGAACUAUGCUUACAAAUAUAUAAUGUGGGUGAUAAAUUAUGCUCAUAUUUAAAAGGAAUAGUAACAAUUAACCAUAAUGUAAAUAAUAUUUUUUAUGAGCAUCCUACUAUACUUGUAAGUACUCCUAAACAUUUAUGUAACUAUAUAUUAGAACACAAAAAUAAAAAUAACCAAAAUAUAUUAUCCAAUUUAAAAAUAUUAAUUAUUGAUGAGGCAGAUGUAAUUCAUACAAAAGAAUUCCAAAAGCCAAUGUAUACACUAACACGCAAUUAUUUACCAAAAAAUUUUUCAAAAAAAUAUCAAAUUAUUAUGGCUUCAGCUACUUUAAAAAAAAAUAUUAUAGAAAAAACUAAUCUAUUUUUGCAUAAGCCAAUUUAUUUAACUACUGAAGAGGAUAAAAAAACAACUGAAAAGAAAAGUAAGAAGCAUCCUAUUGAUAGUCAAAUUGUAGAAAGUUCUAAAAAAAGUCGAAACAAUAAGACUGUAAAUAAUGAAGGUGUAAUAUAUCAGGGAAAUGAUGACGUCGAUGCAACAAAUUUUAAAUUUGUUGGAAAAUCCUUUUAUUAUCUUUAUGACGAGGAAUUAACAAAGUACAUUUAUCUAUAUUUAUUGAUAAAAAAUAAAACGGUCAAAUUUAAAUCAAUAAUAUUUACGGCAUCGACAGCAGAUGCGUAUAAAAUAAAAAUAUUUUUAACAUAUCUAAACAUCACAUCUUCUAUACUUAAUCCAAAUCAUCCUAUUUUGAUCAAGCAAAAUAUUAUUUUGUCAUUCAACAGUUCAAAAUUUUAUUUCUUAAUAUGUCCGCAGUUUGAAAGAAACACGGUUCGCACUUCCCCCAAGGAAUCAGUAAAUGUCGAUUUAUCUGAAGAUGAACCAACCAUGGAAGAACUAACCGAUGAGAAACUCAAGAGCGAACUAUCUGAAAAUGAACCAACCAAAGAAGAUAUCAACAAUGAAGAAAUCGAGGAUGAGUUAUCUGAUGAAGAAAUCAAGAGCGAACAAUCUGAAAAUGAACCAAACAAAGAAGAUAUCAACAAUGAAGAAAUCGAGGAUGAGUUAUCUGAUGAAGAAAUCAAGAGCGAACUAUCUGAAAAUGAACCAAACAAAGAAGAUAUCAACAAUGAAGAAAUAGAGGAUGAGUUAUCUGAUGAAGAAUCCGUCAAAGAGGAAAUGGAUUUGGACCAAAUUAGUGACGACAAUGAAAAAGAAGAGAAAGACUUUUUAUACAACAGAGGUUUAGAUUUUCGCAAUGUAAGUUGUGUUAUUAAUUUUAACAUGCCAUUAGAUAAAGAAACCUUUUUACAUAGAAUAGGAAGAACUUGCAGAUUAAAUACGAAAGGUAUAAGUAUAUCAUUUGUAGAUGAAAAUAAAGAAAUUGAAAAAAGUAUUGUUAAAGAAAUUGAGAAUGAUAAUAUAUGUUAUAUGAAAAAAAAAAAUAUGAAUUUUAAUAGUAUUGAAACUUAUAGGUAUAGAGUUGAAUCAACUUUGAAUAAAUGCACACAAAAAAAAAUAAAUUUAUUUAUUCAAAAAGAAAUACUAUAUCAUUCAUUAAAAUCCAAUGAAUUAAAAGAAUUUUUUAAUUCACAUGCAAGUGAAAAAAGAAAAAUUAACAAAAUUAUAAAACGUUUUAAUAAGCAAAUUAUUUCACAAAAAUUUAUUAAAGAUAGGAAUGAAAGUAUAUUCUUAAAAAAAAUGACCCCUAGCAAUACAAUCAAAAAAAAUGAAAGUUUUGACAAAAGAAGCAAAAAUAAUAACCGAGGUAUGCAACACAUUGAAAAGAGAAAAAGGGGUUUUGCCAUAACUCAAAAAGGUUAUGAAGACCAAUUAAAGAAAGAACCCAAUGAAGAAGUUACAGACCCUACUAAGUUGCCUGCUUUGUUUGGUAAGCGACUAAGAAAUUAUAUGUAUAUGAAAUAUAUAAACAACAAAAAAAAAAGUACACUUGACAACGAUGCGCGCCAAAAUCGUUUUAACGGUAAAUAUUCGAAUCGUAAUAAAAAAGGUUUUAAAAAUAAUAAAUUUUCCAAAAAAAAUAAAUUCACAAAAACAAAAUAA
Molecule: messenger RNA, 2580 nt
Organism: Plasmodium berghei ANKA
Lineage: Eukaryota; Apicomplexa; Aconoidasida; Haemosporida; Plasmodiidae
Product: ATP-dependent RNA helicase DBP9, putative
Exons: 1
Coding region: 1-2580 (859 amino acids)
Cellular component (GO): nucleolus
Molecular function (GO): nucleic acid binding; ATP binding
Source: RefSeq, a predicted model, not a curated record